Molecule: messenger RNA, 2676 nt
Organism: Nothoprocta perdicaria
Lineage: Eukaryota; Metazoa; Chordata; Aves; Tinamiformes; Tinamidae
Gene: GCNT7
Product: glucosaminyl (N-acetyl) transferase family member 7
Exons: 6
Coding region: 1059-2357 (432 amino acids)
Cellular component (GO): membrane
Molecular function (GO): acetylglucosaminyltransferase activity
Source: RefSeq, a predicted model, not a curated record
UACAGCUCCUGAGGUAGAGCAAUCCUAUUUCUAAUCAUCAGCAAUGUGCUCUGUACGUAUUUAAAUGGCUGAUUUCGGUCCUUUAAAGGCUGUCUCAGAAGUGCGGCAACAAAAAUUGGGAGAAGAUGAAGUUUCCUCUCAAUAUUGUGAAGCAGAGGACGUUUCUGCUGGGGCUAAACAGCAUUACUGCAGAAUAAAUAUGCUAAGCAUUGCGGGAAGCCAGAUGAAGCUUUAAAUGAAAACAUUCACGUUAAUAUUUAACCCCUUUCAUUUAUGCAAGAUCCCAACACAAGCAACAGAAUGAAGAACGCUGUCUGAAUUUUGCUGAAGGACAAUGGGGCCUUUUAUUUAUUAAAUUAUGCUGCCUUCUCUUGCCUAAUAUUGUACAAGCCCACAGUCUUCAGUGUAAUUCACAUGCCAAGAAUGAACUUUCCAUGUGACACGGACCAUAAAGAUCUCAUCACAGUCACUAAUUUAGAGCAACCUCAAUGUCUCUCCUGUAAUUACUCACAAUGAAACACUGCUACAGCAUCUUCUAUUUUUCCUGUGACAAUCCUUGCUUCCACCUUUUGAAGGCAUUUGUUCCCCUACAUUCUUUUUGAAAGGUUGAUGUGGACAGGAACGCUCAAGUUUUUACUUUAAAUGGAUGGAACACUCACAAUCAAGGUUGUUUACAAAGUAAAUGUAUCCCUUAGGAGCUGCUAAGAAAAAAAACCUUCUGGGACCUGAUUUCAUGCUGUUUUUCUUAGGCUGGUGCACUCAAUGCAGAGGGAACAGCAUUGUUGACAGAGAAGCAAAAUGGAAGAAUCCUCCACCUAAUGCACAAAUCUUCCUUCUGGAAUGCUAAGUGGAAAGGAGGCAUUUUUCCAGCAUCAAAUCCAGUGCAUACCAGAAUUUUGUCUAGGAAUUCUACAUCAAAAGCUUCAAGGAAAAGAUUCCACAUACUAACCAAAGGAUUCAGGACUUCUGUGCUGUCAUGCUUCUGACUUUUCAGCAAGGAAGAUAUUCUGAAUGUGUAAUUAAGCUAUGACCAAAAGACAUCAUCCUGAAGAUAAAAAAUGAACCCACUUGAUGCAACAAAAUCAGGAUUUCUAGUGUGCAUUGCGAUCUGCAUGUUCAUUUACACUUUCAUCUACCUAAAGAACACACUUUCAGAAGAGCCAAAUGAAGAAAAAUUUGCUGGAGAUACAGCAGAGUGUGGUUUUUAUCCAGACGAACUUUGUUCAGCUCUUUUUGUGGGGAAAAGCGCYGCCUCUCAAAUAGGAAACUUUUGCCAGAACACCUACCAACCAGAAGCACUUGGCUGCAUUCAGACUACCUGCAAUUGCUCCAYGGUUCUGAAAAACCUGCAUUUUAUAACAAGGCCACUGUCUGAAGAAGAAGGAAAUUUCUCAUUGGCGUAUAUUAUCACAAUUCACAAGGAGCUGCAAAUGUUUGUAAAGCUACUAAGAGCUAUCUACAUGCCUCAGAAUAUUUACUGCAUACACGUUGAUGAAAAGUCACCGAAAAAUUAUAAAGCUGCUGUACAAAACAUUGUUAACUGCUUUGAAAAUAUUUUUAUUUCCUCAAAAAGGGAAAAUGUUGUUUACGCAGGAUUUUCAAGACUACAAGCGGAUAUUAACUGCAUGAGGGAUCUAGUCCAUUCCAAAGUUCAGUGGAGUUACGUUAUUAACUUAUGUGGGCAGGAUUAUCCCAUCAAAACAAACAAGGACAUUAUACAAUACAUCAAAAGCAAAUGGAAUGGUAAAAAUAUGACUCCUGGAGUAGUGCAACCGCUUCAUAUGAAACACAGGACACAGGUUAGUUACAGAGAAUAUGUACAUUCUGGAGUGUCUUAUGUGUAUCCAACAAAGAAUGUAAAAGCUAAAGCUCCAUAUAAUUUGACAAUAUAUUUUGGUAGUGCCUAUUACAUACUCACUAAGGAGUUUGUAGAGUUUACACUGACUGAUGCACGUGCAAAGGAACUGCUGGAAUGGUCAAGAGACACCUACAGCCCRGAUGAACACUACUGGGUCACACUGAACCGUUUAAAUGAUGCUCCAGGCGCUACACCGAAUGCAGACUGGGAAGGAAACAUCCGAGCCAUUAAAUGGAAAGACCAAGAAGGAACCACACACAAAGGCUGCAAAGGUCAUUACAUUAGAGACAUCUGUGUCUAUGGACUAGGGGAUUUACAGUGGAUCAUUGAAUCACCUCAUUUAUUUGCCAACAAAUUUGAACCUGCAACAUAUCCACUUGUUAUGGACUGCCUAGAGAGACGCUACAGGCUCAAAGUACUGCAGCAAGCAGAAGUUCCCAUUGAAGAUCACUGGCGUUUUCAGGAAAAUAACUACUUCAACAUGAAACUGAAUGUUUGAGCUCAAGACACAUUUAAGCAGUGCAGAAAAUAUUGAAAGAAACCAUCCAGAUAACAAGAAGUUUAGCUAUAGUCUUCACUCUGUGCAUGAUAUCAUAAGAAUAUGCACAAUACUGUACUACUGUUCACCUGUGAAACAAGCAGUUAGUUUUCUUACAGUAAAAUAGAAAGAAUUAACUGCUAACGGGUUAAUGCUAAUAUUAAUAACAAAAACAACAUGAUCGUGCAAGUCAACAGUCCAGCAGUUCUACAAUCUGCUAAAGGCAAGGGGGUGGUUCUUACUCCUUAAGUGAGUUACUUAACUGGAAAAAAAUAUUCCU